AUGUAUACGUAUUCAGUAAUUGUACCUAGUUAUCGUUUAGAUAUUGAAAAUCAAGAAGACUUAGUGGAAGAAAUAGCCCGCAUUUAUGGCUAUAAUAAUCUUCCAAGUUCUUUGCCGGUUUUUCAACAAAAUAAAAUAAUCAUUGAUAAAAAUCAAACUUAUCGUGAGUUAAUUAGGCAACAAUUAAGCAAUUUAGGUUAUCAAGAAAUUAUUACUUAUUCCUUGGUCUCUCAAGCAAUCAAAAAUGAUUUUUGUCUUUCCAUAGAAAAUGAAUUUUAUCAAUUGCUAGUUCCUAAAAGUGAAAAUCAUGUUUAUUAUCGACAAAAUAUUCUCCCUAGCCAUUUAAAAACUAUCGCUUAUAACUUAACCCACCAAAAUGAAAAUGUUUUUUUUUUUGAGAUCAGCAAAAUUUAUUCUCCAAAUGAAGAAGAGAUUUUAACUUUAAGCGGGACAGGGAAAAUAAUUGCUAACCCAAUCCAUAAAUUAGAACAAGACCACGAUUUUUUUUGA
Messenger RNA from Entrophospora sp. SA101, 510 nucleotides. Lineage: Eukaryota; Fungi; Glomeromycota; Glomeromycetes; Entrophosporales; Entrophosporaceae. The record is from the annotation of a GenBank genome assembly.